Messenger RNA from Sorghum bicolor (sorghum), 1240 nucleotides. Its product is annotated as ras-related protein RGP1. Gene Ontology annotation, cellular component: endosome. Gene Ontology annotation, molecular function: GTP binding; GTPase activity. NCBI's taxonomy places the organism in Eukaryota, Viridiplantae, Streptophyta, Magnoliopsida, Poales, Poaceae. The record is from RefSeq and is a predicted model, not a curated record. The coding region runs from base 343 to 1023 and encodes 226 amino acids. The transcript is spliced from 2 exons.
GAACUGGGUGGUGUGCGCCCGUGCCCUCUCGCUCUGUUGAAUGUUGAUCCCUUCAACAUUUCCCUUUUCUUUUUCUGAACCUAACAUUUCCCUUAUUUUAACAUUACUAACCAAUCGAAUCCUCUUGACUGCUUCUACUCCUCCUGACAAUAAUCAUCACAGACUCCACCGCCUGCUCCUCCUCCUCCUCCUCCAACCUUGUGAUCCUUCAAAACCUCUCAGUUCUUGAUGCCAAGAUCCUACUUUGCCCAACUUGUGAUUAGUCGAGAGAGGUGAUAGGAGAAACCAAUUCUAGACAGUUGAUUGAGAUUGGGGAAAGUGGGGAGAGGAAGGGGAGAAGAGAUGUCUCGGGGCGGUAGCCACGGGGAGCUGGGCCAGAGGAUCGAUUACGUCUUCAAGGUGGUUCUCAUCGGCGACUCCGCUGUGGGCAAGUCGCAGCUGCUCGCCCGCUUCGCCCGCAACGAGUUCAACCUCGACUCCAAGGCCACCAUCGGAGUCGAGUUCCAGACGCGCACCCUCAACAUCGACGCCCGCACCGUCAAGGCACAGAUCUGGGACACCGCAGGCCAGGAAAGGUACCGAGCAGUAACAAGUGCCUACUACAGGGGUGCAGUUGGAGCUAUGUUAGUAUAUGACAUAACCAAGCGCCAGUCCUUUGAUCAUGUGGCUAGGUGGCUUGAGGAACUACGUGGCCAUGCUGAUAAGAACAUUGUUAUCAUGCUUAUUGGUAACAAAUCUGAUCUGGGAACACUUCGUUCUGUCGCAACUGAAGAUGCAAAAGAGUUUGCUGAGCGUGAGAACCUCUUCUUUAUGGAGACCUCUGCACUUGAGGCUGUCAAUGUUGAAAAUGCUUUCAUGACUGUACUGACGGAGAUUUACCGGGUUGUCAGCAAGAAAAACCUUGUUGCCAAUGAGGAGUCUGAUUCUAGUGGAAACUCGAGUUUACUGAAAGGAACAAAGAUUGUUGUCCCUGGUCAAGAGCCACCCCCUACAUCCAAGGCAACAUGUUGUAUGUCCUCCUAAGCAUGAUAAUGUACCAUGUCCUCUCUGGUAGUCAGUUCCUGAUUACUUCUGCCAUAUCUGCAUGAUGAAUGGCUGGGAUUCUUGGAAGUAAAGAUGAGAAAGUCUAUAGGAACAGUUAACUCAUAUACACUGUAACUAUCUGGACGUCCUUUUUGUAUCUGAUUAUGUGAUAUAGUGCAUUCAUUAAGAAUCCUUCGCUUCAAAUACUUGCCAGUUA